Messenger RNA from Eruca vesicaria subsp. sativa (arugula), 2010 nucleotides. NCBI's taxonomy places the organism in Eukaryota, Viridiplantae, Streptophyta, Magnoliopsida, Brassicales, Brassicaceae. The record is from the annotation of a GenBank genome assembly.
GGUGAGCAGAAAAUAAUAAUAAAAAAUCCACAAAAGGAAUUGAAAGAAGAACACUACUCCGAUCAACAACGACAAGAACAAGGAAGGGAUUUUCAAUAGCUGCAAAAGUUGACUCUUCUUCUUCUUCUCCCUAAAUUGGAUUCUGGGUUUUCUCUUCUUAGGAAAAAGUCAGCAGAUUUGUUCUUAAUUUCUCGUGACAAUCAAUUUUCAGGACAUCGAAUUUAAACUUCCAUGGUGCGUUAUGCACAAAAACCCUAAAUGGGUGUGUCUCUUCUGAACCAAAAACAUCGUAAAGCUCAAACCUUUUCUACAUUCAUGGAACGUUCAUCAUCAGAUACUCAACCUCCCAACGACCACCACAUCAUUGACAUUCCAUCAUCCUCUUCUCACGAUAGAAUCUCCAACGUCUUAGAGCCUCUGCAACACGAAGAUGAGAGACCUUCCACUACUCCUCCCAUGUCUGUUCCUCAGCCAGCUACAGUUUCUUCGUCUUCCUCCUCAUCUAUGAGGUCAAAUCCUAGAAGCAGCAACCGUCGUAGAAGAAGUCCUUUGAAUUCUGGUCUUUGGAUCUCCAUUGAGCUGUUGCUCACUCUUGGCCAGAUCAUUGCAGCUAUUGUUGUUUUGUCUUUGUCUAAACAUGAGCAUCCACGUGCUCCUUUGUUUGCUUGGAUCGUUGGUUAUGCCUGUGGAUGCGUUGCGACGCUCCCGCUUUUGUAUUGGAGAUAUUAUCAUUCAAAUCAGGCUUCUGAACAGGAGAAUGGUCAGCAUCGUCCUAAUCUUAACGUUGCGGCUGGACCGUUUGCGUUUUCGAUAUCUAGGACUGCUGAAGGAGAUGGUAGACAGGGUAGCAACGCACCUUCUCGGAGUAGAUAUCAUGGGUUCAUAAGUGCUGCUAGGCUUAAGGUUAUUGUGGAAUACUUCAAAAUGGCACUGGAUUGCUUCUUUGCGGUGUGGUUUGUGGUAGGUAAUGUGUGGAUAUUCGGAGGGCAUUCAUCUGCAGCUGAGGCUCCUAACUUGUACAGGUUAUGCUUAGUGUUUCUUACCUUUAGCUGUAUUGGCUACGCCAUGCCUUUCAUCCUCUGCACAACAAUAUGUUGCUGCUUGCCGUGCAUUAUCUCAAUUCUCGGAUACAGAGAAGAUUUAACUCAACCCAGAGGCGCCACACCUGAAUCUAUAAAUGCAUUGCCGACGCAUAAGUUUAAGUUGAAGAAAAGUAGAAGUAGUAGCGAUGACAAUGGGUCAAGUACUGGCGAAGGUGGAGUUGUGGCAGCUGGAACAGAUAAGGAACGUGCGAUUUCAGGAGAGGACGCUGUGUGCUGCAUUUGCUUAGCGAAAUAUGCAAAUAACGAAGAGUUGAGAGAGCUACCAUGUUCACACUUCUUCCACAAAGAUUGCGUUGACAAAUGGCUUAAGAUCAAUGCCAGUUGCCCUCUUUGCAAGAGUGAAGUUGGGGAGAAGAACUCUGAUUUGACAAGCCAAGGGGUCUUAAACUCGCUCUCGUCUGGGGAGAAUGAUAACAAUCAACAACCGCAACAACCGCAACAACAACAACAACAACAGCAGCGGAAUGAACCACAUAGAGCUGAUAACGGUUUGGCCCACAGCGUUAUCUAGAUGUGUGACAUUUGCUCGAUGUUGGACAAAACAGUCGACGAAAGGCGUUUAUGCGUUGUACCUACACAUGAUAUGUUUUCGUCACAGAGUCUCACUGUGAAGAAAGGUGAAGGAAGAAACCGGCGAGGAAGCUCGUACGGUGUAAAUGCUUUUUUUGCGUUUGUAGUUUUGAAACCCUCUAAACACAUAGGAGAGUUCAAGAUUCAGUGAUUGAGUUUGAGUGUGUGCCAAAUACUUUGUUUUUUUCUUACUUUAUCCUCUGAAAUUAUUACGAGCUGAACCUUCAUACGAGAGCUAGGGUUCUUUCGAUUCCUUGUGCAGCUGUAUUGCCUUGUGAAGAGAGACUCUCGGCUCAAUAUCAAAAUAUCUUAUAUAGAAACCUUAUACUGGACCUUG